Molecule: messenger RNA, 1266 nt
Organism: Drosophila persimilis
Lineage: Eukaryota; Metazoa; Arthropoda; Insecta; Diptera; Drosophilidae
Product: calcyclin-binding protein
Exons: 3
Coding region: 64-759 (231 amino acids)
Biological process (GO): heart development
Cellular component (GO): nucleus
Molecular function (GO): ubiquitin protein ligase binding; S100 protein binding; tubulin binding
Source: RefSeq, a predicted model, not a curated record
UAAAUUUACUCGAAAUUUCCAACAAAUUUAAAAUAAGUAAAGCAAUAUCAAAAAAAUUGUGCGAUGUCGAUGGAACAGCUUAAGUCCGAUGUAGCCGAAUUUGCUGCUUUGCUGGAACAGGCGAAAAGCGCCCGCAUCAAAGGUGUUCUCACUACAGGAAAGGCAGAGGCGGAGCGCGAGAUUGUCAACCUGGAGAUGAAGGCACGCCUCGCCGCAGAGCGCCAGUCGUCUAGUUCAAGCGAUACUAAAAGAUAUCUGCAUGAGCUCACUGACUACGGAUGGGACCAGAGUGCCAAAUUUGUCAAACUCUUCAUCACAUUGAAUGGCGUACAGGGCUGCACCGAAGAGUCCGUCACUGUCAACUACACCGAGACCUCGCUGCAGCUCCAUGUGUGCGACCUUAGCGGUAAAGACUUUGGUCUGUCCGUGAACAAUCUGCUGCACGCGAUAGAUGUGGAUAAGAGCUAUCGCAAGAUAAAGACCGACAUGGUAGCCAUCUAUCUGAAGAAAGCCGAGGAGGGCGUAAACUGGGAUGUGCUCACCUCUAUUCAGAAGCGCCUUAAGCAGAAGCAGGAUACUGAAAUGAGCAAGGACACCGAGAAUCCGGAGUCAGCGUUGGUCAACAUCAUGAAAAAAAUGUAUAACGACGGCGACUCCAAGACCAAGCAGAUGAUUGCCAAAGCCUGGACCGAGAGUCAGGAAAAGUCGCGCAUGGGCAAGGAGAUUGGCGGAGGCCUCGACGCAUUCGGUGACCUUUAAGUCUGCAUCCAAACCUGUCGUUCGUCCAUUGUUCCGCAAAACUCCGCUCCACUCCCGUUACGAACUCCAAUAGAUUGCAUAUAUACUAUAUUUUCAUACUGCUGCAAGUGCGACUUUGAUAUGUACAUACGUAGAGUAUAUAUAGAGGGCACUACUUUUCGCAGAUGCAUAAUAGUAUGUACAUUCUUAUACUUAGAAUUUGAGGAUAAAUAAAGUACCAGAGUGGGAAUUAAGUUCAGGAAUUGCGGUGUGCAUAUGGAGUGAAAGACUUGGCUUGGCUGUUGGUUUAUACAAUUGUAUAUAGGCGUUUAUUAAUUAAAUUCUUGUGAUUAAAAUCUAUUAUGCUGCUGUUCGCUAGAGUAUACUCUCGUGGUCUAAUCUAUUCCAUUUGUAAUAGUUAGUUUGCUUUCGAAAUGAAUUGAUAAUUACACGUUAACUGUAUUUAAAAUACAUUUUAUAUGUUCUGGGAUAUAUCAGUGUAGUAAAUAUACUCGUAUGUGCAUACAA